This is a messenger RNA of Cucurbita maxima (winter squash), 5081 nucleotides long. RefSeq names its product ATP-dependent DNA helicase DDX11. Gene Ontology annotation, cellular component: nucleus. The record is from RefSeq and is a predicted model, not a curated record. Lineage: Eukaryota; Viridiplantae; Streptophyta; Magnoliopsida; Cucurbitales; Cucurbitaceae. The transcript is spliced from 12 exons. Bases 59 to 2803 code for a protein of 914 amino acids. Gene Ontology annotation, molecular function: hydrolase activity, acting on acid anhydrides, in phosphorus-containing anhydrides; DNA binding; ATP binding. Gene Ontology annotation, biological process: nucleobase-containing compound metabolic process; establishment of sister chromatid cohesion.
AGAGAAAAGGCGCGAAAAGGGUUCGAGUGCGUUGGACUGUGGCCGUGAAUCGAAGAAGAUGGAGAGAAUAGACGAAACGGAACCCGAAUUUCCGGCAUUUCCAUACAAGCCUUACUCGAUCCAGUUCGAUUUCAUGAAGGCGCUGUAUAAGUUUCUUAACAAAGGCGGAAUCUCCAUGCUUGAAAGCCCCACUGGUACGGGAAAAACUCUAAGCAUCAUAUGUGGCGCUUUGCAAUGGGUGGCUGACCAAAGGAAGAAACAGAAUGGUACGAUACAAGAUGGAUCUGACAAGACCAGCACAAAUGAAAGCCAGUUCAAUUCAGAUGACGAGCCUGAUUGGAUGAGGACAUUCGCUGUAAGUCAAGACCAUCAAAAUCAGGAAAAGAAGAUUAAGAAAAAGGAAUUUGGGGUGGGAUCAGGAAGACAUAAAAAAGAAGGUUCCAAGUAUAAUCAUCAGAACUUGUUUUCACAAGAGGAGGAAGACCAUUUUGUUACAAAGGAACAAAAACAUAUGCAGACUCCGAGUGAUAGCCUGGAGAUGGAGGAUCAAGAGUUUUUGCUGGAGGAUUAUGAAAGUGAUGAUGAAGUGGCUCUUAGUGGUGGGCAGUCAAAGAGGAAGAACAACGGGGUUUCAAUCAGUUCAUCUAGUGAUGACGAAGAGGAUCAAGAGGAAUCUAAUGAAGAGAAGUUGAAAGUUUACUUUUGUAGUCGAACACACUCACAGCUUUCACAAUUUAUAAAGGAGUUGAGGAAGACUGUCUUUGCAAGUGAGUUGAAUGUCAUUUGCCUGGGUUCUAGGAAGAUAUUUUGUAUUAAUGAAGAGGUGCUCAAACUUGGUAAUGCAAGUCACAUAAAUGAGCGAUGCUUGGAGCUUCAAAAGAGAAAGACUACUGAGACAUCCAAAGCCAAGAAAUUAGGUGGUGCAGGAAAAAUGUGCCGGACCAAGGCUUCUUCUGGGUGUCCAAUGCUUGGAAAACCAAAACUACAAAAGAAUUUUAGGAGUCAGAUCUCUCAAAGAGGAGCCUUAGACAUCGAAGAUCUUGUUCACCUUGGAAGAAAUGUGGGAACGUGUCCAUAUUAUGGCUCCCGAAGCAUGGUCCAGGCUGCUGAUCUUAUUGUCCUACCUUAUCAAUCUCUUCUAUCAAAAUCAUCCCGUGAAUCUCUCGGCCUUGCUUUGAAGAACAGUAUUGUAAUUAUUGAUGAGGCACACAAUUUAGCUGAUUCUCUCAUCAGUAUGUAUGAUUCGAAGAUCACUUAUUCACAGUUGGAGAAUGUGCAUCACCACAUGGAGAGGUAUUUUGAAAGAUUUUGGAGUCUUUUGGGACCAGGCAAUCGGAGAUAUAUUCAAACUCUAAUUCUAGUUACUCGGGCUCUCCUUAAACUCUUACACAAUGAGGAAGCGCCUUAUGCGGAACCUUGUAAAAAUAUUAGUACUGGAAAAAAUAGUACUUUGGACUAUUCAAUGGCUAUAAAUGAUUUUCUCUUCUCUCUCAAUAUAGACAAUAUCAACUUUGUAAAACUACUACAGUAUAUUAAGGAAAGCAACAUUAUGCACAAGGUUAGUGGGUAUGGAGAAAGAAUUAUUAAUCCAAGAAAUGACUUGGGAAUGAAAACUUCUGGAAAAUGUUACGAGAAGGAAAGUACUCUCUCAAGCUUUAGAGCAUUAGCUGACAUGCUGCUAUCCUUUAUUAACUUUGAUGGAGAUGGAAGAAUGGUAAUCUCAAAGAACAAACCUACAUGCUUUGGGGAGAAUGGAGGAUAUAUAAAAUUUGUCAUGCUUACAGGGGAGAAGAUAUUUUCUGAGGUUGUAGAUCAAACACACGCUGUUGUUCUUGCUGGGGGAACUUUACAACCUAUAGAAGAAACAAGAGAGCGACUCUUUCCAUGGUUACCAUCUUCUCAGUUGAAUUUUUUUUCAUGUAGUCACAUUGUUCCUCCAGAAAGUGUUUUGCCAAUGGCUGUUUCCUCCGGUCCUUCUGGUCAGCCUUUUGAUUUUAGCUACAGCAGCAGAAGUUCAUCUGCUAUUGUAAAGGAGCUAGGGCUUUUGCUUUGUAAUCUGGUGACUGUGGUUCCAGAAGGAAUUGUUGUGUUCUUCUCUUCUUUUGAUUAUGAAGAACAGGUACAUGGUUUAUGGAAAGCUUCAGGCAUCCUUGACAGGAUUAUGAAGAAAAAGCGUAUAUUCAGAGAGCCUAGAAACAAUACUGAUGUGGAAUCUGUUCUUAAGGAAUACAAGGAAAACAUCGAUGCAUUGUCUAAGAAGGAUCCACAACAAAAUAUUUCAUCUUCUAGUGGUGCGGUGCUAUUUGCUGUUGUUGGGGGAAAAAUAUCGGAAGGCAUCAACUUAAGUGAUGGGAUGGGGAGGUGUAUUGUCAUGGUUGGCCUGCCCUACCCUAGUCCAUCUGACAUUGAGUUAAUGGAGAGGGUGAAGCAUAUUGAAACUCUGGGAAAUUCAAAUUCCAUUAAGAGUUUGAAGUUUUAUAAUGAGGUUCCUAGUGGAGAUGUUGAAACUGGUUUAGAGAUUUUGAGAAGUUGCAAAAGAGGAAAAGAAUAUUACGAGAAUCUUUGCAUGAAAGCCGUGAAUCAGUCAAUUGGUAGAGCUAUUCGACAUAUCAAUGAUUAUGCAGCAAUUCUAUUGGUUGAUGUGCGCUACUCGUCUAAUUCUUCAAAGAGAAGCUUUUCGCACCCAGCUGACAAGCUUCCAAAGUGGAUUAAGGACUGUCUCAUUUCUUCAACUGAGAAUUAUGGUGAAGUCCAUCGAAGGUUGCACCAGUUUUUUAAACUUAACAGAAAGAUGGGACAGUGAAAAAUUGUUGAAUCUUCGCUUCGAAAAAGGCACGAAACGAUCCUUUCUUAACCAUUUACCGCGAGCAGUAAUUUUGAUUAGGCAGUUGGUCCCAGUUAGAAGGUCAAAUGCGCUGUAACUGAUAUUUGUGAUUGAAUUGUAGCAUCUGUGAAAUAAGCGGACUUAUACAUGUAUAUAUUGAUAUCUUUCUUUUAUGACAAACAUAGCACUUAGCCCCUUCAUAUAUUUCUCUUCCCCACAGAUUUAGUGGCGGUGGCUUUCUUCCAUCAGUUCUUAUAAGAGUUUUAAGAUGUUUCAACGAUAUGCAACAACUAAGAACCAAGAUGUUUAGCAUAUUGGAUCUCUACACACUAUUUUAAGAAGCCUUGCUGGGCAAGAUUGGGUAACUAUCUGCCUGAUUUGUUUUCUUUGACCAAAUAGAUUAUCAAGUCUUCAUCUGCAACACCUGGCAAAUAUUGAUGCCAUAUCGAGCAACAGUUUGGCUAUACAAAAGCUCCGUGAUUAUCGAUUCUUUUUCCAGGUAACCAGCCAUCAAAUUUUAUCCAAUCCUUGAUAUUUAUAUGAGCUGAUUGAUGGUUUCACUAUACAGAAAUACUGAGGUUCCCAACUCAAUAGAGGUCGUUUAAGUAGGGCCUGAGUGUGGUCAUAAGUAGUCAAAGUUGCUAAAUUCAAGUCAAAAAGUUUAUUUGUGAUAUCUCUAAGAAAGUUAUACAAUGACUUGCAUCGUCCGUUACUGCUGCAAGACAGUAGUUUACAGUCGGGUGAUAUUGGUUUAGGGGGAUGGAUUCAGUUGCUUUUACUCAGAAAAUGACUUGGGUGUGGAGAUAUUAGUGAUGCUCCUUAUCCUAUCAUCUGCUAAGAGCCUUGGGAGUACCGAUCUCUUUGCAUACUGGGGACCAAAAAAAGCCCCACAUCAUUAUGACCAGAAUUUUUCAACUCCAUUGAAUGAAAUUUAAUGUAGAAUGUGUUGAGUUGUUCAAAGUUACAACUCUUCGGCGUCCAUUGUUCUUACAACAAAGUUUUCCCCUAUCAAGCUCUUCUUUCGUUUGUGAUCCAUCAGGUCGAGUUUGGAAUCACAAACAUUAUAGAAUUUGGAAUCGUCUCCAAGGCAUGGCGGUGUGGAUUUGAACCUCUUGCCUAGCUGAACUAUUCACAGGACAGUUUGAAUUACCAAAAAUGAAUAUAUGUGAACUAUGCCCCUUUUGUUCCAUGGGGACAGCUCUCUUUAAUUUUUAGCUGGGACCAUUUGCCCAAUGGGUCCUUCAUGGGUCAGGGAUUGCCUUUACAACAAUACAAUUUAGGUAGUCAAAGACGAAGCAUCAAGCUCGUUGGAUUCGUACAUAUUAUCGAAGCUGAAGCGGUUAAGUUUUUCAACUUUUAGAGAGAGAAUGGCCCCAAAAGGAAGUAGAGGGAGUUAAAGGCAAGACUUGGAAUUUCCACCUGCUGUGGCUUUGUCUUUAGGUAACUACGAGAAACAUGAAUUGUCUCCAUCUUUCUUCUCUUUGUUGCAGAAAUAUUUAGUGAACAGAGGAAGAGAGAUAGAUAGAUAGAGAGGUGCCAUUUCCUCUUGCAAACAGAUUGAGAGGUAACAAAGCCCUUUAAUUGUUAUACCACAUUACAGCAACCAAAUGCUGCUAAAGGAAACCAUCCUCAAAACCAGCAACCUCUUCCAUAAAACUCUUGGAAACUUCAAGUGUUUAUUCUCCAAAGGGUUUCAAAAGCUGCAGAAACCCACUUCUUUGAUCACCUUCUCUUGCAGCAAAAGAAAGCCACAACAUACCCAUCCAACAAAUCGACUCUACAUUGAUUUUUAUGAUGAAUGGCAGUCCCCACUGCAAAAAUCAGCCAAGAAAAGCAUUGACGGUGGCAGUGUGAUGACGGCCAAGCAAAACAUGAAGCAAGAAGACACAAAUGUUGCAAAACAAAGUCCUCCAAGGAGUAGACAAGAGAAGGCUGUGAAAGAGAAGAAGCCAGGAAGUUGCCAUCUUAGAAAAGGUGAUGUUAAGAACAGCAGCAUGAGAAGUAAUGGACUAGCACAAAAAAUGAAGGAAUUAGAGAUGCUGGAUAGGGGUGAUAUGGAGCAAGAACUGGAUAUAGAAGAGGCAAUUCAUUAUUACUCUCGCCUCAGUAGUCCUGUUUAUCUUGAAAUUGUGGACAAGUUUUUCAUGGACAUACACUCUGAAUUCUCUGUUCCAGAGCCUUCUGCUAGGAGUAUGAACAGCUCAAAGAGAAGAAUGGGGUCCAUGAGAUUGUUAUAGAUUUUCAAGUAAGUGAACUA